Mesorhabditis belari is the source of this 5472-nucleotide messenger RNA. NCBI's taxonomy places the organism in Eukaryota, Metazoa, Nematoda, Chromadorea, Rhabditida, Rhabditidae. The record is from the annotation of a GenBank genome assembly.
AUGCGUGGACGUUGGCUGCUUCCAGCGGCACUCAUCUCGUGUCUCAACUGGGUCAAAAAGGAUCCACUCCCGGUUGGACAUGAAUCGGAAGUGAUCGCAAAAAGUGAACACUACCUCUUCGUCAUCAUUGUACAACGUGGGCCUGGAAUUCUCAGUGGAAUGUACUCAACUCUUGCCCUGCAACCCUACUAUCUCACUGCGACAUCCGAUGUCCCAAACGCUCCCGAGAUCAAAGAUUUGAAGUUUACAAUAAAAAGCUAUCAUUCCACUCCAUCACCACCAACGCCAGCCCCAACGGGGACCACUCCAGUGCCAACUUCUCCAGCGAACUGUUCGAAUGGUGGAUGGCUUGUUCAGAACCCGGACGGCUCAGCUUUCUGCGUGUGCCAAGGGUUGUGGCAAGGAGCAACUUGUAAUCAACUUGUUUGCAUGAAUGGUGGAUAUGACACUGGAGGUACUCGUUGUACUUGCUUGGCCGGUUUCCAGGGAAUUCAUUGUGAGGACGUUGUUUGCGUUGAUCGUGGCCGUGAUCAAUUCUACGUCGACGAGCCAAAUCUCGUCUUUGUCGUCCGUGUUCGCCAACAAAUGCAAGACGUUUUGGAUCAAGUGAUGAGCGCUGUGACCAACAUUGUCAAUGCAAUCCAAAUCUACGACGCGAACUAUGUGAAGAAGUUUGGCGUCGUCUUCUACAAUAACGGAAAACAACUCUUCUCGGCCAGCUACUCCUCUUUCGGAGCAUUCCAAUUGGGUUGGACGAGAUGGGCCACCGAUGUGACAGAUCAAAGCGGAAAUUGUACGGACAAUGAGUUCACUUUCUUAGCCGCUGCCUUGCAGAGUCUUCCCGUUUCACCGAGAUCAAAGGUUUAUGUGAUCACCGAUUCGAUGCCGCAAGACUAUGGAGAUGUGCUCGACACUGUUUUCCAACUUGACUCCUAUUUCCGAGUUCCAAUCUAUUUCCUCUACGUUGAAGCAUCUCCCGGACAGGGUUGUGUACCCGAUGUUCACGAUCCCGGUUUCCGCGCAAUGGACGAUAUCACUCAACGAACGGAGGGUGUUCCAUUGGCGAUCGGUGUGCAUUUGAAUCAAUUCCCAGCGAACAUCCCACCCCAGUAUGUGCAAGCCGAGUUCCUCAUCACUGCACAAAGAGGCCAACAACAAGUCGACAUUUACUCAUCGAAUGGAAUCUGGCGAGAUGGAUGUGACUACAAUUUCUACUUCCCGCCAUUCACUUGCCGAAAUGAGGGAGAGCUUCUGCGCUUCCAGUUCUUCGCCCGUGAUGGACUUGGGUUCCCGAUUCAAAGAGCUGGCAACAUGUACUGCACCGGCUAUCAUCCAACUCAAUCACCACCUGGUGGCUGUCAGAAUGGUGGAGUCAUCAAUCCAGCUGAUAACAGCACUUGCUUCUGUCCACCUGGCUAUGAGGGAACUCUAUGCGAGAAGUUGAUCUGCUGGAAUGGUGGAACCCCGUUGAUCUUUGGCUUCUGCCAGUGUCCGCCUGGCUUCUUGGGAACUCACUGUGAAACAAUCUCUUGCAUUGAGGAAGGCCCAGCUCCUCAGAUCUUCACUCGUUACGUCGACAUGGUGUUUGCUGUAGAGAUGACUACAACAGCAUAUGCUCAGAUGACUUUCCUCAACAAAAUGUUCCCAGAGAUCCUCAGAGACGUCGUCUCUCAUCACGAGGAAUGGAUCAGAAACUUUGUUCUCAUUGGUUACAACUCGACAUGGGGAGGAACUCUUGCUACCGCAUCGUCUCUUGAUCCAACUAGUGUCCUCAUCGCUCUCAACAAUACCGUCUCCAACUACAACGGUCUCGACAAAACGACGGACGCUUGCAAUGCCACCGUGCAAGUGUGGCAUGCAAUGGCGCAAGCUGUCAUUCAAAGAAGGAUUCGACCCGGAUCUUACAUCAAUCUCUUCUUGGCCAGCAAACCGGAUGAGUCAAAUUUGCAAGAGAUCAUCACCAUGUACAACGAUGUUCGACAGAUGAAGAUCCUUGUUACAGCGAAUAUUGCUUACACGAGUAGUGGAACGUAUGUGUGCAACAAUACUUGGAACAACUAUGCAUUGGUUCACGACUUGUGUCGUUACUCUAAUGGAGAGUCGUACAACAUGCAACAGCCAUACGUUGAAGGAUUCGUCCGCACGAUCCCGAUGAAAUUCAUGCAAGGAGUGCUUGCGCAUCGCCGAUAUGAUGACUGCACUGGCACAAUGUAUGUCUCAGUUCCAGUUGAUGCCUAUGCCCAAUCGCUUCUCAUCGCCGUUAACGGAUACAAAGCCACUGUUCAACUCUUCAAUGGAUACAAUAAACUCCAACAAGCACCCAACUUCCGAUCAAUCACCAACGCCAAUGAUCCGAUUUCGGGAUGGAAUUUCUUCACUCAACGAGCUUCUUGUGACCCUGACUGGGAUCCGCUCGGUGACUAUUGUGUCAAGUUCUCACUUACUCCAAACGAUUAUGAUAGCGCUGUGGCGAUUUGUCACAAUGGAGGCGGAAUGCUGGUCGACGAUUUAACCCAGGAUAAACAUGAUUUCCUCAUCAGAGAAGGAGCGACCUCUUCUUUCUGGUUCGGUCUCAACAAUCGCAACAACACCGGCUGGCAAUGGGAUCGAGAAGAUGGACGACCGCCUGUGCCUUAUGAUUCGACUGGAACAAACUUCUGGCCAGGAGGCACUGUGCCAAAUGAUCCAACCAAGCUCUGCGCCUAUUUCGACUCAUCUAAAUCGACUGAGAAUUGGUUUCCCGAGUCUUGCAAUGUUCAGAAAUACUUCGUUUGUCAGAGACAUAUCUAUGACUGGAACUAUAUGCCGAAUAGGAUCGAUGAUGAUGACAUGCCUGCUGGAAAGUACUACCUUGCGAUCACCACUCAAUUGCCACCCACCGACGGUUCGACCAAUCUCGGGAAAGGAUGCUUUGCUGAAGUCCGUGUCCAAUCACACCUCCAGAUCUACGGUGGCUUCACUGAAGACACUCACAACGAUUAUCCAAACAUGGACCCUGUGGCAAAAUCGACUCAAAACCGUUUGAUCACUUUCGUCGACUCGGCCGCCUCAUUCCAACAGAGAACCCCAAUUUUGACUCACGGUCUCAUCUUCAACGCACACAACGAAACCAUGUGGGAUGCAGUCACUUAUCAGCCUCGCGCUCUUUGCUCUCUCGAUUGGAUCUCCCAACCGUUCUACUGCCCCGACAGUGACAACAGUGACAAUCUCUUCUCGAUUUAUCACCUUGGCGAGGAUGAGUAUGGACACACUUUCCAGAGAAUCGUCAACGCUCACUGCCAGAAUCCGUCUAUCACUUGCGGUAAUGGCGGCCUCCGUUACAAUGGAACUUGUGUGUGCACAGAGUACUGGCAGGGAAGCAAUUGCUCGAUUCCGAUUUGCGUGAACGGUGGAGUCUUGGAUCGAACGAACACGCGUUGCUUGUGCCCAGAUGGAUUUGUUGGAUCAGCUUGUGAAUAUCAGGCUUGCACGAACCCACAGAACUUCACUUUCGACACUUCUGGCGCCUCGUUGACCAUCGUUUUAGAGGUCACUCAAAACAAUAGAAACAAUGCAAACGGCUUCCUGGCCGGUCUUCGAGAUGUCAUUGAUAAACUUCCAUCUGAUUGGUUCUCCAACUAUCUCCUUGUCACUUUUAACUCCGGCGGAGUCGUCUCGAACAAAGACUAUUCAACGACAGCCACUCUAUUGACUGAUAUCACCUCUCAAAUCAACAAUGGAAAUGAUGGAGGCUCUUGCAAUAUGCCACUUUUCGGAGCUGUCAGUGCCGCUCUCACGAAUCAGGCUCUGCGUUUGGCUGGUCAUCUCAUUGUCGUCUCGUCAUCGAUUCCAAGUGACUCGGCCAGUCGGCAAGGAACGAUUCAGUUGAUCAAUGGGGCUACGCCAAAGAUCCACAACUUCUACUCGAACUCGUCCGGUUGCUUGAAUAAUGCUGAGAUUCCGAACACCGAUGACGCUCUCCACUUCCAACGAUUCGCCUAUGCGACAGAUGGAAAUAAUUUCUUCACGAAUUCGGAUCAAAUUCAGAAGGCUAUUACUGUCUAUCUGCCGACAAUCGGUGGAUUGACAAAUACUCUUGCUCAUCCAACCUAUUUCAAUAAUUUCACUUGUGCAGCUACUGAGGAUUGGUGGAUCCAAGUUGACAACAAUUCCACUGAUAUCUAUAUUACUGUCUCCAAUGUUUUUGCUUCGAUUGUGGUGAUAGAUCCACAUGGAAACCUAAUCUCGACCGAUGUUCUCUACAGUUACGCCAGCCAGAAAUACUAUCACAUCGACAAAGAUGAAGCAGGAAUCUAUCUCUUUAGCGCUGUUGGACCCGGUCCAUGCUAUGUGAACAUCCAAGCGACUGGUGGAGUGCAAGCGUGGAAUGGUUUCGCAUUGACAAGCGCUGCUGAUCCCACCGGAUCACACACUGAUGACACAAAUCUUUUUGCGACUGCUGGUGUUCCAAACAUUGCCGUCUUCCACGUUUUCAACGGAAAUCAAGAUCCGCGAAGAUUGGCUGGAGUACUCACCUAUAUGGUCAUGUGGGAUCCAAACACUUUAACGUCUGUUUACGGAGAGCUGUAUCCUCGCGCCAAUUGCCACUUCGAGUACUACUCGGAUCCAUUCAACUGCACGGUCUACGAAGGCUUCUACAUGACAAUUCACGGCUACGAUGAGUUGGGCAUGACGUUCGUGAGACAAAUCGCCGCUUGGUGCUUGCCAGCUGUUACCCCGACUGGAUCGACCCCAAUUGGCACCAUAACAACGACGACAACAACGACCACAACAACGACCACCACAACGCCUAACACCGGACCACCUCUUUCAUCAACCACUGCCAUGCCCACAACAACCUCGGACUCAUUGGCGGGAAGAAAUGUGGACAUCGUUCUCCUCCUUGACACCUCAUCCACCGCUCAGCCGUAUUUCGAUGAUUACAUCCAAUUCGUGAAAACCUUCUUCACGGCGUUUACGGUGAGCCAAGCGAGAACGAGGAUUGGAAUUGUGACCGUUCCCGGAGAUGACUUUGCAACGUUCCUCGUUAUUCAACUUGGAGGAAUUGAUAAUACGGCUGCACUCUUCAAAACUCUUGACGACAUCAAGAACUUCUACACCGAUUUCGAUGAUCAAGGCCAAUAUGCUGGAGCAGCUCUUGAUCUUGUCCGUCAAAAGUAUAUGACACUGGGGAAUGGUUACCGAACACAGAUCAACAACCAUUGGAUUAUCUAUUUGACAUCGGCGGCCAGCAUUACCGACUUGAAUGACGCCAUCACUAAUGCGAACUUCUUGAAGUCUGGCAAGUACUACUCGAUUGCUGGAAUCGCUUAUGGAACUGGAGUUAUGGACAGAGCGACGCUUGCGCAAAUCACCGGCGGCACAUCGUGCUCGUUCUCCACCGAUAACCAAAACAACUUGAAGACCACAAUCGCCCGAAAUAUUCAACAACAAAUUUUUGACAAUGAUGGCACUUAUUGCAUGGCAUCGCCG